Messenger RNA from Lynx canadensis (Canada lynx), 1101 nucleotides. RefSeq names its product transmembrane protein 223 (gene TMEM223). The record is from RefSeq and is a predicted model, not a curated record. NCBI's taxonomy places the organism in Eukaryota, Metazoa, Chordata, Mammalia, Carnivora, Felidae. Bases 101 to 709 code for a protein of 202 amino acids. The transcript has 2 exons. Gene Ontology annotation, biological process: nervous system development. Gene Ontology annotation, cellular component: mitochondrion.
CCCUCCCUCCCGGGGCUGGACCCAGGCUGCGGGCAGCCGAGCGCUGGGGGCGGGGCCCGCCUGCCGGAAAUCCCGCCCCAGAAGCAGCGCCGCCGUAGUUAUGGCGGCGCCCGGGCGGCGGUGGCCGGUGCGGCUGCUCCUUGCGCUGCGGCCGCUGCCCGUGCACCGGUCCUUGCACGCCGCGGCCCCGCCGCGGGACGUGCUGCUCUUCGAGCACGAACGGGGCCGCUUCUUCGCGGUCCUCGGGCUGUUCUGCGCGGGCCAGGGCGUCUUCUGGGCCUCCCUGGCCGUGGCAGCUUUGGCCCGACCCCCGGCCCGGGCGCUGUCUCCAGACGCGGAGUUCCCGGACCGCGGCCGCUCGGACCUGCGCUCCACGCUCUGGCGCUACGGCCUGGCGCUCGGCUGCGGCGCCAUCGGUACCCUGGUACUUGGUGCCGGUCUCCUCUUCUCCCUCCGUUCUGUGCGUUCAGUGAUGCUAUUGGCUGGAGGAAAGCAGGUGACCCUCACCACUCACGCUCCCUUUGGCUUGGGUGCCCAUUUCACCGUUCCUUUGAACCACGUAUCCUGCAUGGCCCACCGUGGUGAAGUCCCUGCCAUGUUGCCUCUGAAGAUCAAAGGCCGGCGCUUCUACUUCCUCUUGGACAAAGCUGGACACUUCCCCAACACGAAACUCUUUGACAACACUGUGGGUGCCUACCGCAGCUUGUGAAGAGACCACCGCGGAUGGCUCACCCCUCCCAGAGGGGAAUAAAAACCGGACCUCGGGGAUGGGGGUCACCCAAGGGGGCCCAGGGUUCCUUAACAGCAAAUAAAAGAGCAGUCAUCCCAAAGGCAGCCGACAGUACCUCUGAAUUUUGGUUCCAUGUGUGUUUGGCUUUCGCUCCUGUCCUCCGAUCCACCUGCCUACAGUGCUUUCAACACCAAGAACUCAGUACCAAGAUGAAGGAAAAAAGUAAUCUAAUAUUUUGGUACAAAAACAGCUGUAGGAAGAGAGGUGGAGGGAGCCCAUUGUCACGUUUCCCUCGUGGAGGGAAAAACAGGCUCCCAGUAUAAACAGGGCCACGUGGGGGCAAGAGGACUGUAGGCACGUGGGCAUGGAGU